Messenger RNA from Stylonychia lemnae, 2160 nucleotides. The record is from the annotation of a GenBank genome assembly. Lineage: Eukaryota; Ciliophora; Spirotrichea; Sporadotrichida; Oxytrichidae.
AUGGGCUAAUCAAAUAGUUCUCACUCGAAGUCUGAGGUUCGAAAAAAUAGCCGCAAACAUCGAGAAGAGGAUCCUAAACCCUUAAAAACUUUUUCAUGCCUCGCCCCAAGUCAAAAUGAACAUUCCAAAUCAAGAUCAAAGAAAAGACUGAGAAGCAAGUAAGGGGAUGAUAAAGAUGACUAUGUAAAAAUCCUGAGGGUAGAGAAGAAAGAAUAGUAGAAUAAACCUGAUAUACCUAAGCAUCCUAAUAUGAAAGAUUCAUUGGUAUCUUCAAGAAAUAAUAAAGAAUCCAUGCAAUCAACAAACAGCUCAAGAACAGCCUUAAAUGUCUAGCGAUAUAAAGAAUCUGGUGACAAGCAAGACAGGUAGAAUACCAAAAAUAAUGGGAAGAAAGAAAAAGAAUAAGUUAAGAAAUCUAAUAAAACACUUUUUGGGAGUUCUGACUCUCGUAAGGAUUACAAAAAUCCUAACUGCUGCCACUCAUGUUCUCUAAAAAAUCCAUUCAAAUGUUGGAGAAAAUUUAUUAAAGAAGAGCUGAGUAGAAAAGAUGAAUUCUAAUAAUGCAAAUGGAAAAGAUAUGUGCUGCACCAAGUAGAAACUGGAAUGGAAGAUAAGUAUGAAAAUCAACUUAAAAGUGAGUUCUUCUAAUAAACUUCACUUAAGGAAACACAGGCAAGCAAUAGACUAGGGUCUCCCAUUAAAACAUUCAAAACUUAAGCUGGAGAUGAAAAUUAAAGUAUAUUAUCAAUGAAAUCAGAUAGUGGAUUAAGUAAAUAUUUCAACGACGAUCUAUCUGUCAGAGAAACAGGUUAGUCUGUAUUGAAAUAAUGCUCUAAUUUUCAUGAGCAAGUAUUACUAAUUAAAAAGCAUCUGCUAAACACUAGACACCCUAUCACCUUAAUAAUAAAUCUGUUUAAAGUUAAAUUUUACAGCUAAAACUUCAAUCUCUUGUAAAAGCAAAACUUUGAAGAUUCAAGAUCAUAUGAGAGUAGUAGUAGCAUAUCUACAGAAGUUAUGCAGGCUUAGAAAACUAAAAGAGAGGCAAACACUAAAAUUCUAAAAAAUUGCAACAAGCAGAUUCAUUUCUUUAUAGAUUUGAUUGUAAGAGUAGUUAUAGCCUUUUACUAACUCAGUGUAAGAUCAUAGGAUAUCAAAAGAGAUCUUAUAGUUAAUUUGGUAACUAAAUUUAUUCUGUCAGAUGAAGUUUAUUUCCUCAUGUUUAACUUAAUCUCGAUUCAUUUCUCUAAAGACCUGCAUAAACUCACAUUAGUCAUGUAAAAUAAGUAAAUCUAGCAGCAGUUUUUGAAUUUUGAAUCCUUAAAAGUAAAAAAGCAGUUCCAAUUCGAUGAGACUUUGAGAUUCCAAUAUGAAAAAUAUGAUGAUUAUCAAGAGAGUAGCUUUAUUCAGAUAGAAGGCUAGGAAUUUGCAUUUUCUUAGAUAUAAGAUGGCCCCUAUGUUGAUACAAUCUAAAACUUUCUAAAGAUUCUUUUAUUAGAAUCACCUAUGUGCAAACUAGAACAGUUAUAUUCAUCUUGCACAUAAACGUUAGUAAAUGAACUUGAAAGGUUUUGGGAGGGCCACAAUAUAACUAAGAAGGAAUUAUUUAUAGACUCUGAUACACUACAAGGGAUAUUGAUAUAUCUAGUAAGCAGAAUGAAUUAUCCUUAGAUUUGGACUGAGCUUCAUUUAAUUGAAGAGUAUAUACCUGCAGCAGUUUAAAUGUCGAACAGAGCAUUUUAUAUGGUCAUGGUUAAAGCGAGUUGUGAAUAUCUGAUAAAUCUGAAAAUUCCUAAAAAUCAGAUUUAUUAGCAACCUAAAUCUGUAAUCGAAGAAGAUGUAGAGAUUGAUAGUGAUACCGAAUAGCCUACAGCUUAAUGCUACAGCCUAAAUUAAUUCAGGUUAAAUUUCGAGGAAGUAAGAAGAAGAAAUAUAUCACUUGUGGUAUCUUAAGGUAAACACAAGAAUUGCGAUACCGAUACUUCUUCCACAAAUAACUUAUAAAGAAAAGGAGAUAAGAAUGCGACUGAUGCCUUUUUCUUUGAUGAAAAUGUGAUUCUUCAUGACGACUUGGUAGAUAGGAUCAAGAAGUCACUCAAUAGAAAUCAUAUCUACACAGUAAUUGAAGGCGAUAGAGCUAGUAAAAAUCUUCAUAGGCACUGA